Messenger RNA from Scophthalmus maximus (turbot), 2849 nucleotides. It is a transcript of the gene plbd1b, whose product is annotated as phospholipase B domain containing 1b. The record is from RefSeq and is a predicted model, not a curated record. Gene Ontology annotation, molecular function: glycerophospholipase activity. The transcript has 10 exons. Bases 216 to 1943 code for a protein of 575 amino acids. Gene Ontology annotation, biological process: phospholipid catabolic process. Gene Ontology annotation, cellular component: extracellular region. NCBI's taxonomy places the organism in Eukaryota, Metazoa, Chordata, Actinopteri, Pleuronectiformes, Scophthalmidae.
AACUGUGAGUCGUGGUUAUUGAUUUUGUUCAUUUUGUAACACAACAUAAACACACUCCUCGACAAGUCAAGAUCAACAGCGUCCGAAAGGCAGCGCUGAUCAUCGGGAUGUGAGACCACACUUUCUUCGACGUCCACGCCAGAAGUCACCGCGAUGGCAUUUAUUCUCGCAAAUACGUGAAAGGGCGGAGAAUCUCAGGGACAUUAUCAGCUGACAUGGAGAAGCAGCGCCGUUUUGAACUGUGCGUGCUGCUGAGCACUUUAGCCGCAUCUGUGCAAACUUACCAGCUCAGAGAGGCCACCGUGUACUGGAAUGCUGCCCAGAAAAGUGUGAUCCUGAAGGAGGGGGUGAUGGAGACGGAUGGGGGAGCGUACGGCUACUUCAAUGACACACUGCUCCUCUCCGGGUGGGGUGUCCUGGAAAUCCGCGCCGGUUAUGGGGGAAUCCCACAGGGAGACGAGACCACCUUCUUCCUGGCCGGGUACCUGGAAGGUUACCUCACUGCUGGACAGAUGUUUACUCAUUACUCCAACAUGUACCCUCAGCUGAUAAAGAGUGAGAAUGUUUUGAGUCCGCUGAAAAAGUUUCUGAGCACUCAGGACCAGUGGGCCAGGGAGCAGGUGAAACUCAGGCGACACCUUGACGCCCUGUGGGAGCAUCUGGGACUGAUCCUGGCCCAGCUGGACGGGCUCCAUGCUGGAGCUGCACAGUGGGCCAAGAGCAGACACAGAGAGGUGCGACUGUGUGCAGGAGAGUUGAUGAAAGGGUUAUCCACAAUGUUGUUUCACUCAACUCUCUCACAUCUCCCUCCUGCCCAGCCUCUGCCAGUGUUUGCGGUUCAGUUCCUGAAUGGCGUUGGUGACCUCCUGGACCUGGUCCCAGCUCUGAAACCUCGCGCCAACUCCUCCACAGGGGCCGACACUUUCAGGAUGCCGGGCAUGGGCCAUUGCACUGCUCUCAUAAAGGUGCUGCCAGGCUUUGAGAACCUGCUGUUUGGCCACUCCAGCUGGUACACUUAUGCAGCCACCAUGCGCAUCUAUAAACACUGGGACUUCAGAGUGUUUGACACACACACCGCCACUGGAAAGAUGUCGUUUAGCAGCUACCCUGGCUUCCUGAUGUCUCUGGAUGACUUCUACCUGCUUGGGAGCGGCCUGCUGAUGACUCAGACCUCCAUCGGUGUCUUCAACACCUCCCUGUUCUCCCAGCUCUCCCCUCACAGCCUGCUGGCCUGGCAGAGGGUACGCCUGGCCAACAGCUUGGCGCACAGCGGAGAGGAGUGGGCACAGGUUUUCUCCAAAUGCAACUCAGGAACAUAUAACAGCCAGUACAUGGUGUUGGACCUGAGCCGGGUGUCUCUGGGUCACAGCAUCAGGAACGGAGCUCUGACUGUGGUGGAGCAGAUCCCCGGCAAGGUGAUGCACUCCGAUCAGACUCCGGCUCUACGCAGAGGUUAUUGGCCAUCAUACAACAUACCAUUUCACGCUGAAAUCUACAACCUGAGUGGGUACGGCGUGAUGUGGAAGAGGUAUGGCGUGGACUUCUCCUAUGACCUCUGUCCCCGAGCCAAAAUCCUCCGCAGGGACCAGGCCAAGGUGUCCAACCUCAACUCCCUCAAACACAUCAUGAGAUACAACAACUACAAGAGAGACCCUUACUCCAAGGGCCAUCCGUGUAAGACCAUCUGUUGCCGUAACGACCUGAGACCGAGGAGACCACACCCGGGAGGUUGCUAUGACACUAAGGUGACAGACUACCAGAUGGCUCUCCAGCUGGUCGCGGAGGCAAUAAAUGGCCCCACAACACAGGGGGGUCUGCAGCCCUUCUCGUGGCAAUCCUUCAACCUGACAACUCAUCAGGGUCUCCCACACACCUACAAUUUCCCCUUCAUCACCAUGAGGCCCGCACUGCGCCAACCCGGAGAGCACAUGGGCGGAAGAUAACGUCCUGAAAUGUUUCACCGUGACACUGAACAUCCUGGUGGUGCAUGUGUUGAUAAGAGACUACGUAUGUCUCACUAAUUUGAUCAAAAAUACGAUUAAGAUCUAAAUACAAUUUUGACCAAUGUGAAGGAUUUGGGGGGCAUCUAUUGGCAUAAUAUAAUAUUCAUAAUAGUUUUUAUCAUUCGUGUAUAACCACCUGAAACUCUUUGUCUUUUUGUUACCUUAAAAUGAGUCACUUCUGUAGAGAUUGGGUCCUCUUCCAGGAAGUCCGCCAUGUUGCACCACCAUGCCUCUACAGUAAUCCAGAAUGGACAUACCAAACACUGGAGAGGAUAAGGGGCUCAGUUGGUUACAAAGUGCAACUUCGCUGCUAGAUACCACUUAAUCCUACGGCUGAAUCUGUAAUCAUUCUUUAAAGUGUAAAUAUAGACAUGAGAUCAGUUUAACUUGAUAUCCCACUCUCCAGUGUGUAGUCAAUUUGAAUGUAAUAUUAUUAGCGUUAAACAUUACGUUAUGUCAAAGCUGAUUCAUGUCCAUCUGAGGUAGGACACUAGGUUGAUUGUGAUUGUUGUCAUUAUUGUUUUUUACUGCACACGAGACAGUGAGAUGUUUCCUGCUGUGAGCACUACUGUGCUCCUCUCUCAGUGUGGGACCAUCAUGACCGUGUACUUUGCAUUAACACCAGGAUUAUUGACUUAUCAACACAGGCGUGUGCCAGAAAGUUAAGGAUGUUAGCCGGGGAUUUACAAUUAAUUUAGAUAUUAAUCUAUUUGUUUUAUUAUUCAGUUUUAACCUCUAUGCAAUGUUUACUCAGGUUUGGCAUUUGUGUAAUAAAAUUAUUUGGCUGAUUUUAUGUCAAUAUUAAAAAAUUAUAAAAUCCGGAUACCUUAUACAUAGUGGUGUUAU